AUGAAUGCUCCACGAGUGUUGGCAAAGCUAAGAGGUAUUUUGGUGAUUUACAAGCCACCCAAUUGGGAAGUUGAUGCGAAGAGGAACAAAACUGUUGGAAGUGGAAGGACGAGACUCCUGUCUCACUUCGUUCAAGAUCAGGAGACCUCCAGAGUGGUGCGGUUGGCCACUUUUGAGUAUGGCUUUAUCCACAGACUUGAUGUUCCAAGCUCUGGGCUUGUAUUAGUUGGUACCACGUUUGAGGGCCUUGCAACGCUCCAGUUUCAGAUCCACACAUACUCGAUACGCCGUGAAUACGCAGUUCUACUUGCAGGUUGCUGGCCUGUGGCCGUGGUGAAAGUUAACAUGCCAGUGCAGGACUUUCAGCCAGCGCGGAGCUUCGUUGAUGAGGGUGGUCGGCCAGCAGAUACCCGCACCAAGGCAUGCAAAAAGGAAAACGGCUUGAAAGGACGUUUCAUGAGUGCGGCAGCUAAGCGCCGCAGGACUGCGUUUGCUCGCAACGCAGCUGAGGAACAGGGCGUUCCUGUGGAGGAGAUCCCGAUUGUGCAUUCGGGAGGGCAGUCUCGACCGUUGUUCACGCCUAGGCUUCUUUGGGAUCCUGAAUCCUCAGAGGAGGAAGCCGAGGCUGGUGUUUCGACUGGGGCGGCGAUCACCCUUCCUCGUGCACGACCUCUGUCGGUGAUUGCAUCACAGGUCGUUCGGUUGGUCCCCAAGAGCUUUGGUUUCGUGAGUCCAUGGAGCGAAGGGGCUUUGAAGGCCUUGCUGAACGGCGUGCGGCGGGUGAGUCGCAGCCGCAUCCUUGUGAUUGAGGACGAGAACGCUGAGAUUGCACCGAUUGGACACACUCAGAUCGCACCUUUUCAUCCAAGUGCGCGCGUGUUCAUUGUUGAGAACGGCCGGCACUACACUGAGCGGCCAACGGGUGACGGAAUACCACCUCGCCAUAUUGAGUCCUUGCGCUUUCUUCGUGAAGAGAUUAACAACGCAGGCAACACCGCAGAGAUCAUCAUUUGCUCUCACAUUGAAAGGUCCCAAGCGAAUCUGGAAAACCUGCUUUACCAUACUGAGAUCUCCAACCUGCCAGUUCGCGAUAUCCUCAUUACAGAGCAACGUUACGGUGAAGCCGGCAAAUUGUCCGCCUGCCAGGCACUAUCGUCGGGGCUUGCGUUCCUCUAUGACGACAAUCCCGAAGUCAUUUCUGAAUUCUGGGGUUCAGGCAUUUCGUGUGCCGCUUGCCAAGCUGAGAGGUGCAUCCCGGUGAGUGCUCGCAGAAUCCUUGCUCGGCAGCGUCAGCGCCGCAAGGUAGCAAUCAUGGGAAUCGACCCAAUGAGUACGGGAGGUUGGUAA
Durusdinium trenchii is the source of this 1347-nucleotide messenger RNA. The record is from the annotation of a GenBank genome assembly. NCBI's taxonomy places the organism in Eukaryota, Dinophyceae, Suessiales, Symbiodiniaceae.